AUGACUCCUGCUCGAAUUGCAGAACUGCGGCAAGAAACGGUUUCUAUGUUUUACCACGGAUUUGAUAACUACAUGAAUGUCGCAUUUCCAGAAGAUGAGCUACGGCCUGUAUCCUGCGUGCCUUUAACUCGGGACCAGCAAAAUCCCCGCAAUGUCGAACUUAAUGAUGUCCUCGGAAACUACUCCCUCACCUUGAUCGACAGUCUGUCAACGCUUGCGAUCAUAGCAUCCGCCCCUCCGGAUCGUGAAGGAACAGGAACAAAGGCGCUGCGGGACUUUCAAGAUGGCACGGCUGCCCUCGUUUUACAAUACGGAGAUGGCACAAGCAGCACUUCGGGGAAGGGCCUACGGGCGCGGGGUUUCGAUGUCGAUAGUAAGGUUCAAGUUUUUGAGACUGUCAUAAGGGGCGUUGGGGGCCUGCUGAGCGCUCAUUUAUUUGCGGCUGGGGAGCUUCCGAUAGACCGCUAUAAACCUCGAUCGGAAUGGUCAAGUUCUAUAAAGAAGCUCCCGAAGGGGGAGAUCCCGGCAAUUACAUGGCCCAAUGGGUUUCGUUAUAACGGCCAGCUACUACGGCUUGCCCUGGAUCUCGCCCAACGUCUCCUUCCAGCGUUUUACACCCAUACCGGAAUGCCAUAUCCAAGGGUCAACCUUCGUCAUGGUAUUCCGUUUUAUCUAAAUUCUCCGCUGAACCAUGACCCUGACUCCGAGGACUCAACCGAGGAUGGAGCUCCUGAGAUCACCGAGACUUGUAGUGCCGGAGCCGGAAGUUUAGUCCUUGAAUUCACGGUUUUAAGUCGCCUCACAGGAGACCCGAGAUUUGAGCAGCUUGCGAAGCGUGCGUUCUGGGCUGUUUGGGACAGGAGAAGCUCCAUUGGACUGCUUGGUGCUGGAGUUGAUGCUGAAAGUGGCAAGUGGAUUGGACCUUAUUCAGGUAUCGGCGCUGGCAUUGACAGUUUUUUUGAAUAUGCCUUGAAAACGCACAUUCUUCUCUCGGGACACGAGUUGCCGAACAUCACUAUUCCUUUCGAAGAACCGCCAGAUUCAUGGCUUGACCCAAACACAAUCUACAAUCCAUUGACUGCCGAGGAAAAUUCACCUGAUGCUUUCCUUGCCGCAUGGAAUGAAGCACAUGCGGCAAUUAAACGGCAUGUUUACAGCGGGAUUCAUCAUCCGCACUAUGUGAAUGUUCACUUAUCCACAGGCUCGCCGCAAGCAUAUUGGAUAGACAGCCUUGGUGCAUACUAUCCGGGGUUGUUGACACUUGCUGGGGAAGUGGAAGAGGCCAUUGAGACAAAUCUUCUUUACACAGCACUGUGGACCAGGUAUGCGGCACUGCCAGAGAGGUGGUCGGUUCGAGAUGGUCAUGUAGAAGGCGGCCUUGGUUGGUGGCCUGGACGACCAGAGUUCAUAGAAUCCAAUUACCACCUGUAUCGGGCCACUGGAGACCCAUGGUACCUUCAUGUGGGCGAGAUGGUGCUGAAGGACAUCAAGCGGCGGUGCUGGACCGAAUGUGGAUGGGCUGGUCUUCAAGAUGUACGGACAGGCGAGAAGAGCGAUCGUAUGGAGAGUUUCUUCCUUGGGGAAACAGCCAAAUAUCUUUAUCUUCUCUUCGAUCCGGAGCAUCCGCUGAAUUCCCUCGAUGCAGCUUAUGUCUUCACUACCGAGGGCCACCCACUGCUCAUCCCUCGAGAGAAACUCCCAGCUAUUAUUAGACGGAAAGCAGGAGGUGCAAAAGAAGUUCAACCCCGCCAUGAGAUUCGGGCAAGAGCCACCUGCCCUGCACCCCAACCUCCUCUCCCUUUCUCUAUCUCUACUACUGCUGCCAGGCCAGACAUAUUUCACGCAUCAAGUUUAGUAGGUCUGCACCACAUACCGAACACCCACGUUGUGGAAGGGGCAAUUUAUGAAAAGUCUCAAUCCAACAACGAGUGGAUAUCAGAUUCUCAAAUCUUGUCAAAUUACACCUAUUAUCCCUGGACACUACCUGAUUAUCUAAUGCCUUCCAAUGGUACUAGUAACGCACUCCCGCUAGGACAGACAUUUACCAUUGAGUUCCCGACCAAUGCUCCCGCAGCCACGCCAUCUGGGCACUCGAACUUCAUGGCCUUUGGUCCGCACGGCCUUGUCAGACUAAAUGAAGGAAUUCUAGUCAAGAGUUUAUCAGGGCUUAGGCUUGGAAUGGUCUACGAGUCUCCAUCACCAUUCCGUGCCCUUGACGGGCCCCUCCAUGAGACUUGGCGAGUCUGGAACAUUGCUAAUAUCGCUCUGGGGCGUGACGAGCAGGUCUUUAUCCCAAGAGAGAUCAUCGGGGAGUUGAACGACCCCUCUUUUACGCGAAUGCGGGACCCGGUGAUGCUCGAUAUCGUUCUGCAAUUAGAACACGACCCUCAGCUAAACCAAAACUCAAGCGGAAACGUUGAAGAACUCUACCCUGACGAAGAUGUUCUUGAAAAUAGCCCAGGUCUUGCUUUUGAUAAUUCAAUUGCGAAUCCCGGACUUGCUUCCGAGUAUAAAACUAUGCUCACUUCUCUGCUACGCCACGUCAAGUCCGCCCUUAGAGACCCAGCAGCUACUCUCCUCCCAGAACCUGAGAUCCCGCAAACAUACCCCUCCAUAAAAAUACCAGCCAUCAUGCCAACCGGCAUGGGCGCCGCUCCCAUAGUCGAUGUGGCCGACUCACCUGAUCCAAGCGAAGGCCCUAGGACCGAUCACUUGUCUUGGAAGACCAUCUACUUCGCAGGAGACGCUUGCUCCAAAACUCCAGAUGAAGCUCCAAGAAAGCAUGAAGUCAUCGUGAUUCUCAGGGGCGGGUGCACAUUUUACGAUAAACUCGCAAACAUUCCUAGCUACUCUCCGUCACCGGUGAGUCUCAAGCUUGUAAUAAUAAUCGACCAUCAAAGUGGCGAGGAGGACGAUGGGUUUCCCACCGGAGCUGGGAGUGGAUUAUUUAGGCCGCUGCUUGAUCGGCCGCAGGUUACGCCUAGUGGGUUGAUUAGACAGAACCCGAUUUCUAUGGUUAUGGUUGCUGGCGGGAAGGAGGUUGAGGAAUUGCUUAGAAGAAGUAGGAGUUUGUUAGCUCUUGCCACUAGUAGCCUGAGCUUGGUGGUGGCUACUCUUCUCAUUCAACCAAAGUCUCCAUCUACCAAAACAAACAAUAAUAUCCAGCGCUACCAAUCAUAUCAUAACCUCAGCCUGCCUCUCACGCUGGAACCCAUCCUCUUCGCUGCUCUCGUAGCAAUCGCAAUCGCCAUGGCUACCAACACAUUGCCUCUCUUCCUAACCCGCCUCCUCCGCCCCUUCAGCACAUCCACAUCCCUCCACCUCGCCGCCACUGAUGCCGCGGCAGUCAACGUACCAGAAGGUGCUAAGAAAGCCACAAUAGCAGCAGGCUGUUUCUGGGGCGUCGAGCACAUGUUCCGGAAAGAAUUCAAGUCAAAAGGCCUCUACGACGCACGCGUAGGCUACAUCGGUGGGGAUACCGCUUCGCCCUCGUACCGCAGCGUCUGCUCCGGCACUACAGGGCACGCCGAAGCCCUCCAAGUAUUCUACGACCCAUCCAAGGUCACAUACAGCCAGUUAUUGCAGUUUUUCUAUAAAAUGCACGAUCCUACGACAGCGAAUAGACAAGGCCCGGAUGCUGGAAGUCAGUACCGCAGUGCGAUCUUUUAUCACGAUGAGGAGCAGGAGAAGGUUGCGAGAGAGGUUACGGAGAAGGUUAAUGAGAAGUGGUGGGGUGGGAAGGUCGUCACACAGAUCUUGCCCGCGGGGCAGUGGUGGGAUGCGGAGGAUUAUCACCAGAAAUAUCUUGAGCCAGGAAAUAACCCAGGUGGUUAUGAAUGUCCAAGUCAUUUUUUGAGGAGCUUCCCUCCGUUAGAAUAG
Molecule: messenger RNA, 3879 nt
Organism: Venustampulla echinocandica
Lineage: Eukaryota; Fungi; Ascomycota; Leotiomycetes; Helotiales; Pleuroascaceae
Product: Glycosyl hydrolase family 47
Exons: 5
Coding region: 1-3879 (1292 amino acids)
Biological process (GO): endoplasmic reticulum mannose trimming; mannose trimming involved in glycoprotein ERAD pathway; carbohydrate metabolic process
Cellular component (GO): membrane; endoplasmic reticulum
Molecular function (GO): peptide-methionine (S)-S-oxide reductase activity; calcium ion binding; mannosyl-oligosaccharide 1,2-alpha-mannosidase activity
Source: RefSeq, a predicted model, not a curated record